Messenger RNA from Aethina tumida (small hive beetle), 926 nucleotides. RefSeq names its product putative defense protein Hdd11. Gene Ontology annotation, molecular function: oxidoreductase activity, acting on metal ions. The transcript is spliced from 4 exons. The record is from RefSeq and is a predicted model, not a curated record. Bases 367 to 843 code for a protein of 158 amino acids. Lineage: Eukaryota; Metazoa; Arthropoda; Insecta; Coleoptera; Nitidulidae.
CAACCUCCUGCAAGAAUUUACGUAGCUAGAAUCGCAUAAAUCUCGCGUUCAUAAGACGUUUUCAAUCAGCCAAUCACCUUGACACAAUAAUCAACUUCUCUUUCGCAUCGAACGCGUUAAUUCGGUUAAAACAGUAAUUAAUGCACGAAUCCCACCCCGAACGCUGUCGAUAUUCGGCGGUGGUGAAGUGGUGAACGUGUGGCGGAGCGUUUUCGGCGUUUUUGCCGUGGUUCCAAUCCAAAUGACCGGCAUCGUCGUACCCCUACCCCGCAGGAAGGAUCGAAAGUAAAAUUGUCGUAAUGGAAACGGCACCGCUCAGUCAGUUUCAACUUCGGUCAGCAGGAGGAUCAAGUCGAACACUUCGAAAUGGCUAAAUUGAUCAUCUUGACCGUCUUGGCCGUCGUCUCCGGCGCUUGGUGCUACUCAGCCGGCGCCCCGGAAUCGGUGUGCGACGACAUGACCCCCAAACAUCCGGUGGAGCCGCAGAAAUCCAAGCUUCCUUACACCGUGUCCGUGAACAAGAAGGAAGUGAAUGCCGGCGACGUCGUUGAGAUCACCGUCGGCGGUAAACCAUUCAAGGGGGUGUUGCUGCAGGUCAGAGAGGGAAACAAGGCGGUGGGAAGCUUUUUGAUCCCCGACGAUGACAAGUACACCAAAGCCAUCACUUGCCACGGAAACAAGGGCAGUGCCGCCACCCACAAGAACUCGACCGACAAGAAAGAUCUGGUGUUCAAAUGGAAGGCUCCCCAGGCUUCAGGAAACUAUGUAGUCUACCUCACUGCUGCUCAAGAUGGAGGAGUCUUCUGGGUGGCCAAACCAACCCAGACCAUUAAAGUAAAAUAAAUGUUAACUGUCGAUAGUUUUAUGUUUUAAGAUUUUAACCACGUGAGUUGUGAUUUUCAAAUAUAUUAUAUAUUUUAAUUUCA